AUGCCCGGGGUAGCUUGGCUGUUUUACUCCAUGCUGGUGCUGCUCCUGCUGGCCCUGCUGGGGGCUGCUCUGUUCUUCUGGCAGCAUACUCCAGCAAGGAACAAGAUCCCCAGGGCACAGAGGCGUAGAGUGGUAGCUUUGCAGCAGAUGGAGGCACUGGCAAAGUGUCUCCGGCAGCAGGAGCCAUCCCUGGACCCCAAGCCCAUCCUGGAGCUGCCCCUGGAGACACUGGUCCAGAAGCUGCAGGAUGAAGAACUCAGUGUGGAGAGCGUCCUGUGUAGCUACUUAGAGGAGAUGGGGGUCUGGGCACUGAAGGUACACCAGGAGGUGAAUUGCCUGACGGAUUUCCUGGGUGAGUGUGAGGAGCAACUACAGGCAUUGAAGAAGCUUAGGAAGACUGAGAGAGGCCUUCUUUAUGGGGUCCCUGUCAGCCUCAAGGACCCCUAUGACUGCAAGGGCCAUGAUUCUACAUGUGGUCUGACCCAGUUCCUGGAGAAGCCAGUGGCCAAGGAUGGGGUCAUUGUGCAAGUGCUCAAGGCUCAAGGAGCUAUUCCCUUUGUUAAGACCAACAUCCCUCAGACACUGUACAGUUUUGAUUGCAGCAACCCCAUCUAUGGACAGACUCUGAACCCUCUGAACUUAAAGAAGACACCAGGGGGCUCCUCAGGGGGUGAGGGAGCCCUGCUGGCAAAAGGAGGUUCCAUCCUGGGCAUGGGUACUGACACUGCUGGCAGCAUCCGUGUACCAGCCAGCUUUUGUGGUAUCUGUGGCUUCAGGACCACAGGAUACCGCCUCAGCCUCUCUGGAGUUUCCAGUGCUGUCAAAGGCAAGAUAUCAGUGACUACAGUGGCUGGCCCCAUGGCCCGGGAUGUGGAGAGCCUGGCCCUGUGUCUGCGAGCCCUGCUAAGUGAAGACAUGCACCGACUGGACCCUACUGUGCCUUUUAUGCCCUUCAGGGAGGAGGUAUACUCCAGUAACCAGCGCCUUCGAAUUGGCUUCUGUGAAACAGAUGGCUUCACCCAGCCAUCUCCUAGCAUGGCCAGGGCUGUGAGGCUCACCUCCAGGCUGCUCCAGGAUGCGGGACAUCAGGUCAUCCCCUUCUCCAUCCCCCAUAUAAAGUAUGCUGUCAAACACCUGUUCGAGGGGGGUCUGUUUGCUGAUGGAGGGGCCACCCUUCUGGAGAAGCUUGAGGGGGACAUUGUGGACCCCUGCAUAAAGGGAAUGGUCAACUGGCUCCGCCUGCCAGACCUACUCAAGUGUUUCUUGGCCUGGAUCCUGAAGUACACAGAAUAUCAGCAAAAGUUCAUAGCCAAGUGGAGGUCCCUGGACCUGGACGUGCUGCUGAUGCCAGCUAUGGACCCCGCCUUCCAUAUAUGCUAUUCUGAGAUAGGAACAGAUAUUGCCUCCUACAUGGGCCUGUACAACAUCCUGAACUUCCCUGCUGGCGUUGUGCCGGUCACCACUGUGACGCCGCAGGACGAGGAGGAACUGGCCUUCUACACGGGAUACUACAGAGAUAGUACCGACAAAAAUUUCCAGAGGGCGAUACAAGGAUCUGUGGGACUUCCUGUGGCUGUGCAGUGCAUUGCUCUUCCAUGGGAAGAGGAGCUGUGUCUCCGGUUCAUGAAAGAAGUGGAGACCUUGGCCAAGAACCACAGUGGACCCAAGUGA
This is a messenger RNA of Puma concolor (puma), 1671 nucleotides long. The record is from RefSeq and is a predicted model, not a curated record. Lineage: Eukaryota; Metazoa; Chordata; Mammalia; Carnivora; Felidae.